AUUCUCACUCUCUUCAUUGUGUUUGGGUUUUUGAAAUUUGCUAGGGUAAAACAAAACCAGAAGAAGAAGAAGAAGAAGAAGAAAAAUGGAGGGUGGAGACGAAGGAGUAGAGAUGGUAGUGGAUUCCAAAGACAUGCAGCAGCAGAGUAAAGCAUUCGAUAAACUCACUGACCGCGUCGAAGAUCGUCAGCUUGAUUCCACUCGCGUUCAAGAAGCCAUGGCUUCCAUUGCGGCUUCUGCUGAAGCCGAUUGGAAUGUCAUGCGCAUGAGGGAGAAAGAAUUAGCUGCUGUUAAGAUAAAUCCAGCAGAAGUUGAUAUAAUUGCAAAUGAACUAGAGUUGGACAAAAAAGUGGCUGAAAGAACCUUACGCGAACAUAAAGGUGAUGCAGUUGCUGCCAUUCGGCAUUUGCUUCGCUAAUGUGGUAGAAAAAAACAAGGGCCAAUGUUUCAGAAUAUGAUUUGUAUUAACUUACAUCGUUUUGCAUUGAAAUGUGAACCUCAAAUGUAUACUAUGAUAUAGUUCAUUAAAAAUCUGAACUAUGUUUUUUGUCGUUGGAAUAUCCCCAUUCUCAAAAGAAGUUUUCAUUAUCUAA
Cicer arietinum (chickpea) is the source of this 593-nucleotide messenger RNA. RefSeq lists its product as uncharacterized. Lineage: Eukaryota; Viridiplantae; Streptophyta; Magnoliopsida; Fabales; Fabaceae. The record is from RefSeq and is a predicted model, not a curated record. Gene Ontology annotation, biological process: negative regulation of apoptotic process; protein stabilization.